AUGAGCUUGCUACCAACAUCUCCUGGAAAGAGUUUAUUGAAAAAAUGGAAGAGCAACUGUUGGGAAUGGGAAGCCGGGACAGUUCGUGUAAUUCAACUUCCUACGGAAUUUCACGUGAUCGCAAUUAGUGCCAUUGCCCGGAAAAUUUGCGAACAACCGGAUGGUUUAUUUCGACCAGUGGAUCUGACGGAAGAGUAUGAAGAGUUAACUUCAUUUCCUGACGAUCAGCCCUGGGAAGUUGCGAAUACAGCGUCUGAAGCCUACAUCAGAAAUAAAGUAGAGGAUUAUUGGCUUCGCCCAGGUCGUGUACAUUAUGAAUUUGGAGCGGUUGAUUCUGGUGGAACUUACAGCGCGUUAUCAACAUUCAACUAG
This is a messenger RNA of Paraglomus brasilianum, 372 nucleotides long. The record is from the annotation of a GenBank genome assembly. Lineage: Eukaryota; Fungi; Glomeromycota; Glomeromycetes; Paraglomerales; Paraglomeraceae.